Molecule: messenger RNA, 481 nt
Organism: Misgurnus anguillicaudatus (oriental weatherfish)
Lineage: Eukaryota; Metazoa; Chordata; Actinopteri; Cypriniformes; Cobitidae
Source: RefSeq, a predicted model, not a curated record
GUCACGUGACUGCUUGAUCUGUACAGUGCAGCAUUAUCACUGAUCCACAGACAAACUGAGUGCAGAAUAGACAAACGUCAACAUGUCGGAUUGUUUGUUAGGCCUACUCUUCAGUUUUUCAUUGCUCCUGGCUGGUGUGUUUGGUGCUGAUGAUGUUACCGUGUCAGUGAUGAUGGGAGAUAAUGUUACUCUACCCAUUAAACCUGGUGAAAUAAAUGAAAGGCUGCAGUGGAAGUAUAACAACAGCAUUAUUGCAUCUUUUAAUUUACAAAAAAUAUAUAUUCCAGCAGAAUACCCUGAUGAGAGAUUCAGAGGCAGACUGAAUCUGGACCCUAACACUGGAUCUCUCACCAUCAACAACAUCACAACUGAAGACACUGGAGAAUAUCAGCUGGAGAUCAAAACCAGCAAAACGCCAGACUACAAGCUAUUCAGGACAUUCAGUGUUACUGUCAAUGGUGAGUAGAAUGGCUAUUUUUCU